GGAGUGGUGAGCUGGGCCAGUGUGCGGAUGCUGGGAGACCGACAGAGACAGAGAGCCACCAAGGAGGAGGACGAGGUGUUCAGUCUGCUGCUGAAGGGGCCGCUGGAGGCGUCGUCCAACACACACGGCGGCCUCAAGUCUCCCAUCUCCAUCGGCAGCCCCCGCCGACCCUCCGACAGCAACCUCGACUCCUUCAGCCGCCAUUUUGAAAGCAUCAUGGAGUCUCACCGGGCCAAAGGCACGUCGUACAGCAGCCUGGACAGCGUGGACCUUCUGACCUCCGGAUCCACAUCGGUGUUCACCUUCGACCUGCCCACCCUCACCCCUGAGAUCCAGAGUCAGAUCUGCGAGAGCGCCAAACAGAUCAUCGAGCUGAGCUUCGCCCCGCUGGCCCACCCGGACCCGUCCGCCCCCUCGGAGACGUCGCGCUCCGAAAUCACCCUCAGUGCCUCGGGGGCGGGGCUCCGAGGCGGCUCCAAAGACGACUCCGGCCCUCCGGUUCGAUCCAGGUCGGAGAAAGAGUCGUGGCGUCGCUCCAUCCUCAAAGAUGGCUUCCGCAAGGCUAGCUCUGCCCCGUCACUCCACAGCAGCCCCAGGGAGCGUCCGGUGAACCGCCCCCCCGAGCUGCUGUACCCGCAGGCCGACGUGGCGGAGCGCCUGGCGCUCGGCGGCAGCGACGACGCCCUGGCGAACGGCACAAAGGCCGACCUGCAGGCCGCCAAACGUCUCGCCAAACGCCUCUACAACCUGGAUGGCUUCAGGAAGUCCGACGUGGCUCGACACCUCAGCAAGAAUAACGAGUUCAGUCAGAUGGUCGCAGAGGAGUAUCUGAGUAACUUUAACUUCGGCGGUCUGACCAUCGACCAGGCGCUCAGGACGUUUCUGAGACAGUUCGCUCUGAUGGGAGAAACUCAGGAGAGAGAAAGAGUCCUCGCCCAGUUCUCCAGGAGGUACAGACAGAGUAACCCCGAGAGUGAGGCCACUGAAGACAGCGUCCACACUCUGACCUGUGCCGUCAUGCUGCUGAACACAGAUCUUCAUGGAAACAAUGUGGGGAAGAGGAUGUCCUGCAGUCAGUUCAUCUCCAACCUGGAAGGUCUCAACGAUGGAAAAGACUUCCCCAAAGAUCUGCUGAAGACUCUGUACAGCUCCAUCAAGAACGAGAAGCUUCAGUGGACCAUUGAUGAGGAGGAGUUGAGGAAGUCCAUGUCGGAGCUGGCUGACGUUCGAACGGACUCCGCCUCCCACACCAUGAAACGGCUGGGGAGUGGAGGAAACCCGCUGGUGGGCGUCGCCCAGCAGGCCGACGGCGAGCUCUAUAAGAGCGGCUUCCUGGUCCGCAAAGUCCACGCGGACCCCGACGGAAAGAGAACUCCACGGGGUAAGAGGGGCUGGAAGUCUUUCUACGCCAUGCUGAAGGGUCUGGUGCUCUACCUGCAGAAGGAUGAGUACCGUGCGGAGCGGGAGCUGACGGAGGAAGACGUGAAGAACGCCGUGUCCAUCCAUCACUCUCUGGCCAUGAGAGCCGCUGAUUACAGCAAGAGGCCGAACGUGUUCUACCUGCGGACGGCGGACUGGAGGGUCUUCCUGUUCCAGGCUCCGAACGCAGAACAGAUGCAGUCCUGGAUCACGCGCAUCAACGUGGUGGCGGCCAUGUUUUCGGCUCCGCCGUUCCCGGCGGCGAUCGGCUCCCAGAAGCGGUUCAGCCGCCCUCUGCUGCCGGGAUCCAACACCAAGCUGUCGCAGGAAGAGCAGGUCAAAUCUCACGAGAACCGGUUCAGGGCGGUUUCCUCCGAGCUGGCCGACCUCACGGCCUCCACUCCGGACCGCAAGGUGAAAGGUCGCGAGCUGGAGGAGCAGAAACUCCGACAGGAGUACCUGGAGUUCGAGAAAACCCGGUACGGUACGUACGCCAUGCUGCUUCGGGCCAAACUGUCGAGCGGGGACGAGGACCUGUCGGCCUUCGAGUUGCGGCUGUUCGACGACGGCGGCCUGCAGAGGGCGCACUCCAGCCCCACGCUGCCUCAGGACACCGCCAGCAAGGAGAAGACCCGCGGGACCAAGACGUCGAAGAGCUUAAAGGUCACGUCCACUUCGUCCUCGACCUCCAAGACCAGCGGCAGCACCAGAGAGGGAAGCAAGAAGAAGAACGGCGGCGGCGGCGGAAACAACCAGCGGCCAGAGCUGCAGAAACAGAGCAGCAAACAGGAAGAGGCACCGUAAGCUGGCGAGAAUCGGGUUUUACAUGAAGUGUGUAGCCGGAGACGGACGUGAAGCAUCAUGGGUAGCGAGCUGACAUCCUCCUUUAAACCUUUUCUGUUAAACCUCAGUCAGAUUCUGAUUGGCUGAGGUGAUUUUCCUCCAGAGCCGAGCUGAGACGUUCGAGGUCGGCGGAAGAGGAAACACUCAUCACGAAGGAGGACGACUGAACAGACAGGUGGUGCGUUUUUUCCACGAGUCGAAACAUUCAGGAAACACUAACGAGGUUUGAAAAGUGUCAUCUGAAGAGCACCAAUCAGCUGCCAGAGUUUAUUUCUGUCCAAACAUCAACGUCAACAGGUCAAACAGGAAAAACAGCUGCUGACUUUCAGAAUAAAAGCUUUAUAUCCUGUCAUAUCUUUCAUUUCAGGAACUUUCUGAAAGCAUUUUUUGUAUCAGGAUGGAGAAAGGUCUUAGAUAUCAGUGGUCAUACAGUCUCCUGCAGCAGCGUUUGAUUCCAGGAACCUUCUGGAUCAGGUUUUGUCGAGACGGAGCAGAAACAGUUUGUAGGUACUUUUAGUUUUUUCCUCUCAGAGCGACAAACACUGACCUCCUGCACGGCCGUCGCUCUGCUUCUCCUAGCAACAAACGGGGCAGCAGGUUGCCAUGCCAACAACAUGUGACGGACAGAGAGCGUGGGACUGUUGCCACGGCAACUGAGCAAAGGGGGAGGGGAGGAUGGGGGUUGAGACUCUGGAGUCAGGACUCCCCCAGACAGACAGACAGACGGAGGCUGGGAGUCACAGAGAUGAACAGGAACACAAUACCUCCCCUCCACGCUUCACCGAGUGUGUGUGUGUGUGUGUGUGUGUGUGUGUGUGUGUGUGUGUGUGUGUGUGAGCACAUGUGUACUUUCAGGAGUGUAAAUACACUCUGAACAUGCUGGAUGGAGGCUGAUCACUGCAGUCCGUUUUAUUCAUGUUGUUCUGCUGGAACCAACAGACUGUGGGCGCCCCCUGGUGACAGAAAACUACUGACUGAACAGACAUGAAACCAAAACUCUGAUCAGUCUGCAGGCCGAGUAGAAGGCCGGAUAUCACCCCACAAUUCCUGAUGCUUUACUGCCUGAUAGAGUCGAAGUGAAACCAGAACUUCCAGGUUCUCUUCCAGAAGUAAGAAAAGCUCAUUCUGCAGCCCACCGACUUUUUUACCAACGCUUAUAAUUAAAAAUCAUCCGAACAGACACUCUUAGACACCCUUUUAGUGGCCUUUAACGAGCACCAUUUCCCAUAAGCCCACAGACCUUUGUGAGGUAAACAUCACGGCUCAACAAGAGGACAGUUCAGUGUCUGCGGUUAGUUCACUGUCAGUAAUAACAGCAGGACAGUUCAGUGUCUGCGGUUAGUUCACUGUCAGUAAUAACAGCAGGACAGUUCAGUGUCUGUGGUUAGUUCACUGUCAGUAAUAACAGCAGGACAGCUCAGUGUCUGCGGUUAGUUCACUGUCAGUAAUAACAACAGGACAGUUCAGCGUGUAGUAUUAAUUACUUUUCAGGAAUACACUGAAACAGAUGGUAGACAGGAAGUGAUGUCAUGGCUUUGGCUCUCUAUACUGCUUUAUAUACAUUAAUAACUAAUAUUGAAAAACUGAAAUAAAUAAAAAUCAGACAACGUGAAGAACAGCAUCUCUGGAGAGCAGCCUCAAGGUCGACAAGAAUUUAACAAAAAACAUUUAGAAAAUAGUGAACUCUGGUUAUCGAGACAAUAAUAAAUAAGUUUUGUGUUUCAUCAUGUUGCUUAAAUAAUUAAAAGCACAUUAAAUUUUUGAAAGACAAGGCAGCAAACGGCAGCAGACCCGUUUAUGUCUGCAAUUAUCAAAUUCAGUCACCAAAAUAUAAAGAUUGGAUUGUUGAGUGAAAAUAAUGAUUUUUGUGUCGGAAACGAAAACAAAACAAAUGAAAGUGUAAGAAUGUGAAGCAGCGGCGGCACGUUGCUGAUGAAUGUGCACCGUUUGAAAAACGACUUUCACGUGUGUUCACUCAGUAGUUUUGUCAUUAAUGGACUUCCAUAGUUUUUCUCUUUCUGCUGGAAACUGAAUAAUAUUUGAAUCCGUCCACUUUAUCUUCACAGUCCUGAUCAGUGUGACCAGGAUGAAGCAUAUCAGACCCUCUUCUUCACUGACACUUCAUGUAUCUCUGAAAUGAUUGUGUUUGUUUAUUGAUUGGAGUUUGAAUCACCCGUUUGCUAACGUGACGAAACGAACGAUGUUUUCUCUUGUCGGUGGUCUGAUGACGUGUCGCCGACACGCUUCACUUCAGCCAUCUGGUUUAAGAAAAGGAACAUUUGCUUUUUAACGACAACUGAAAAGUGAAACUCUAAAAGAGUCACCUGAUCGUCUUCACUGUCGGCACCAGACAGCAUUUCUGGAUUAUCAAGUCGCCCACAUGCAGUUACCUCUCGCUGCCACUUGGGGUCACCAGAGUGUGAAGUAGUUUAACAGUCGAGCAGGAAAUGAAGCACAGAAGCAGAAAAGAUGAAAUGAAAGAAAGAUCAGCCGUGGAAAAGUUCUGAGGUUCUUAAACUCCAGUAAAAGCAGUAAAACAUAGUGUAGAAAUACUCUGUUCCAAGUAAAAGUCCUGCAUUUAAAAACUUGCUUAAGUAAAAGUGCUGAAGUAUUAGCAUGAAAUCGUUCAUAAAGUACCAACAGUAAAAGAACUUACUAUCAUGACCCAUUUCAGAAUAAUAUAGAUUCUAUUAUUGGAUUUUAGUUAUUAAUACGUUAAUGUGUUCAUCACUUUAAUGUUGCAGCUGGUAAAGAUAAUUAAGAUCAGAAGAUAAUUACUUUAUAUUCUGCUCAGUAGUUUAUUCUAUAAGAAAUCAUUUGUUGAUUAGAUUUUAUUUUAUUGAUAUAAAUCUGUAAAGUAACUAAUGUCAUGUACAAAAUACAUAUCUGCUUCCAAGAGGUACUCGAGUAAAAGUAUAAAUUCACGUUAAAGGUAAAUACUCUAAACUGUACUUCAGUCUAGUGGUUGAGUAAAUGUACUUAGUUACAUUCCACAACUGUGUAAGAUAAUUAGAAGAUUUUGGGGAACCGUGAAAAAAAAAAAAAAAGAAUUGUCUGAAAGAUUUUUGCAAAAUGAAGGAAAAGACAGCAGCCGAGCAAACAGAGCUCAGAUCAGCAUCCAGAGACUUCAGUCAUGUGACUGGAGGCAGCAAACAGAAUCAGAUGACGGCUCAAUACGCCUUUUCUGUAGAUGAUUCACACGCUGUGCUCUGCAGCACUCAGCCCUUCAGCCAGGUCAACCACAUGAUAUUAAUAUUGGCAGUCCUGGACUUCCGUACUGUGACACCUCAGUCUCAGUAGACCUGAACUAAAAGCAUCCAGUCACCUCUGAUUUCUUUCCAGUGAUGUGACCCUGCAGCGUUUCUCAUGUGAGCAGAAGGUGCUUCAUGUUUUCUGGAGACUCAACAGUUAAAUGCAUGAAGAAAGCAGCUGUAGUGACAGGAAGUGGUCAGCAGGUGGCAGCAGAGAGCUGUUUAAUGUGGCCUCUUCAGGACUCUGAGGGGUUUAAUAGGUGGAUUAAAGGAAUGAUCCACCCAAAAUUUAACUAUUUUUGAAUAAUUCUUUUCAAGUCAUUCUGUCAAAAAUGACACCAAGCAAAUGUUCCAUCUACAAAAACACAACUUUUAUAUCAUCUGUAACUUUGCUGAUUUUCAAAUGAAGCUCUUCAUAUUUCUGUCAGUUUGCCAGGUUUGUGAUCAGAAACACUAAAAGCUGGAACCUUUUUAAUCCCAAACUAUAAUCUGAGUGUCAGAUUGUUUUGAGGAUUUGAUCCCUGAACGGAGGAAAGAGGGAAGUUGUUUUUUUAUGCAGGUCUGGUGAUUUUUGGUCGUUUCCUGUUGGGAACAACAAUGAGACGCAGUUCAGGGAGCGGUGGGAGUUUCCAGACACUGAUGCUGCCGUCUCUUCCGUUAAAGCUCUGUGGACUGAUGAGCCUCCAGGAAUUAGUCUGCAGUCGAUUAAUUGAAAGGAAAGAAGCUGUUUCUGUUCUUGUCUUGGGUGCACAUGAGGACCGCUGAGCGCUGGUCUCUCUCAGCUCUUCAGUGGCUGAACAGACUGUAAAAACACCACGUUAGAAACAUCAAACCACAGAUUUCAAAGGUACCGACAGAAGUAAACCAGCGGAGAACUGAAAUGUUCAUGGUCAGAAGGAAGUUGUCACAUGACCUCAGACACAGAAACGCCUGCACACUGUGAUGAUUGUGACCACCAUCCUCCACGUUCAGGCCUCAUCACCAGUCGGUCUGGAUCUCAGUCCCCGUCGGUGGUCGUGAACUUUGACCUGGACUUUGUCCGGCAGACUGAGGACCGGGACGCCGUCAUGGAGGUUGGGGUCGGUGUGGAUCGGAUGGAUGGAUGCUCAGAGUAGAGCUGCUGUUCCUUCAUGCUCACCAGGACCAGUUUAGGUUGUUCAGACCCAGAACACACUGGAGGGACUGUGUAUCCCAUCAGGCUCUGCAGUGCUUCAGCGUCCCCUGGAAAGAGCCGGAAAGACAUCUGGUCUGGUCUUACCCCGGUUCACGUGCAGAAAGUCUUUUGUCUCUGAAGAGCAUGAAGGGUCCAGGUGUAAGCUACAGACUCAGCUCUGAUUGGACGGUUUGACUGGAGCAGGAAGCUCAUUUUCAUUGUCUUUCUAUCGUUUUUCUUCUUCGCGUCCUUUUGGCUUGUUGCAUCGUAGAGGUGCAGCUGUCAAUCAGCUUUUCCUCCAUCUUGUUUGUAGUUCUUUGAUGUAGUCGAGUAGAGCAGAAAACAAGAAGCUGAUUGGUCACAUCAGAGGACAUUUCCAUAAUUUUGAACCUUUCUCAGCGUCCCCACUUCGUGCUGCUGGAUGACGCUUGAGUCUGUGUGGUACCGUGUAGACCGUCUGCACCGCCUGGCAUCCAUCCAUCCAUCUAAUGAAGUCUCGGUCCAAUCAGCUGCGACGAGGGGUUCAAGCUGCGGUGGAAACGUCCUCGACUCCCGUCGUCCAUCAGCAACACCUUCAUGUUUUGACUCGUCCUGAUUCAGCCGGGGUUUGACCGUCCUCACAGCUCUUUCUGAUUCUGAGUCCACGAGUACCUUUGAAAUUAUUGUCAGACUUUCUUCUGAAGGAGCUCUGUGGUUUAACGUGACGAUCACAUCCGUCCUUCGGCCUCUUUUCCUCAUCCUCCUCAGACGAACGUGGACGUGCUGUUUGACCCCCGCCGGGUCCUAUUUACUCCCUCAAAUAUCCAGUUACACUUGUGUAUUUCGGGUGUAUUUGUCGCACUGUGCAAUGUAAAGCAGCAUAGGAUGAAUUUGUCUAAAAGUCAUGGCCGCUUUCAGCUCUUAGUCUGUGUCCAAACCUUGUAAAUAAAUGUACGAGUUCACAUCGAGAAGCCAUACUGUAGCUGGGCUGAAGGCCUAGCUCGCGCUCGCUGCGUUUAAGGACACUUCGGUUUAGAUGUUUUGGAGUGAAAGCAGCUGUUGAGCCUCCUCAGGGGGGUCGAAUCCUCCGGUUUAUUUAUUCUGUUCAUCGUCGUCUCCUGAUCGACGACAGCGGCUGAAUUUAGUUUCUGUGAAAGUUUUUGUUUCUUUCGGCUUCGCUGCGGUGUGAAUGUCCGCCGCCGGCUCGCCGAUCGAUAGCUGUACAUACUGUCCACUUCCUGUAGUGAAACACGAACCUGUUUUGAAGGCUUAGAGGCAAAAAUAAAAACAUUUUGAAA
Molecule: messenger RNA, 7943 nt
Organism: Chelmon rostratus (copperband butterflyfish)
Lineage: Eukaryota; Metazoa; Chordata; Actinopteri; Chaetodontiformes; Chaetodontidae
Gene: psda
Product: pleckstrin and Sec7 domain containing a
Exons: 15
Coding region: 28-2223 (731 amino acids)
Biological process (GO): regulation of ARF protein signal transduction
Molecular function (GO): protein binding; phospholipid binding; guanyl-nucleotide exchange factor activity
Source: RefSeq, a predicted model, not a curated record